Fomitopsis serialis is the source of this 1044-nucleotide messenger RNA. RefSeq lists its product as uncharacterized. The transcript is spliced from 6 exons. NCBI's taxonomy places the organism in Eukaryota, Fungi, Basidiomycota, Agaricomycetes, Polyporales, Fomitopsidaceae. Bases 1 to 1029 code for a protein of 342 amino acids. The record is from RefSeq and is a predicted model, not a curated record.
AUGCCGCGUGUCACCGUCGAUCAACACGGCUCGCAGUAUUACUACGAGGACACCGGAGCUCCUCAUCAGUCAUCGGACUAUACAACGCUCAUUCUUGUCCACGGCGCAGGUUUUCAAGGUGCCGUGUUCGAACCGCUGUUUGCUCAUGCAGCAGCCCGGAACAUGCGGCUCGUAGCCGUCAACAUGAGGGACUACUAUGGUUCGACCCCGUACUCCGCGUCCGAGCUAGCCGACUUGGGCAGCACGGAUGUAGAGAGACAGGCGAAGGCAAUCCGGGCGCGUGGUCUCGAAAUCUUGACAUUCCUUCUCUGGUUCAUUCGCAAGGAGAGUAUCCCUCCUCUCUUGCCUGCGACAGAGGCCGAGGACUGGGCGAUGGAGGGAUAUCACUACUGGGCUGACGAGCUUGCGCCAAAUGACGUCGAGUUCCUGGCAGGAUACAUGCGGGCUCUGGUCCUCUAUGAUCCCGCUCCUCGCGCAUUCGGCGCCCCUAUGUCAUCGCUUCAAGACUCGUAUAAUCCAUUGAACGACUCGUCCCUAUCCCCAGAGCAAAUGAAGCGCGUCUUUCCUAGCUGGGUCUCUGGCUACUAUACCCAUUCCAAAGCCAUGCUAGACGCGUUGCCGUCUCUCAGCCGAGAUGCGCUAGUCGCAGGGUUUUCGCAGGACCCGGUCGUGGACAGCCCUAUUCAGCACACACCGACGAUACUGCGUAUGUCCGACGGAGAGCUCGCGCGCGUAGUUAACGAGGACGCAGUCGCGCAUUCGCAUAUCCUCUAUGAGCACGUAGACGGCAAGGUCUACUCAGACAACGUACGCAAGGCACUAUGCCAUACCUCCAUCUGGCCAGGACUGCGUGUCGUGCUGGUAUGGUUCAACACGAUUGGCCAGCCGGUGGACGACGCCUCCGUACAAUUCGAUUGGAAGGGGCCAAUCAUUUUCCACACUGGGAUCAGCCAGAACGCACGAUGCAAUUACUGGCCGACAUCAUACGGUCCAGAGAACCUCCAGGAAAUGUGGAGAUGCAUGCAUUGAAAAGUGCGCGCUCAA